GACAUGAGAUACCCAGUACAGCACAGUCUACACCAUCACCUCUCUCUCUCUCUUUCUCCUCCACGAGGAUUUAAAAGCAAGACAUUCUGAGACACCCAUUGCAGAGUCUGCAACUCUCUCUCUCACCUCCUCGUUAAAGUAAGAGCAAUAAGCAUCCCGAGUCACCUGCUGCACCGCUGUGAUGAAACUAGAUGGGAUGCUUUCAUUCCUCUUCUGGCAUCUGGUCAUCCUGUCUGCCAGACCAUAUCUUACCGACGCCUCCGGUGGCCGGUGGCAGCUCUUGCAAAGGAACAUUGGCAUUACAGCCAUGCACAUGCAACUCCUCAACAACGACCGUGUGAUCAUUUUCGACCGCACCGACUUCGGUAGGUCUAAUCUAUCAUUACCCAACGGUAAAUGCCGCAACGACCCGGCUGAAACGGUACUGAAAAUCGACUGCACUGCACACUCGGUUGAAUACGACGUCGCCUCCAAUUCCUUUCGAGCACUUUUCGUCCAAACAGACGUUUGGUGCUCCUCUGGCUCUGUCGCGCCCGAUGGCCGUCUGAUCCAAACCGGCGGAUUCAAUGACGGGGAACGUAAAGUCAGAAUAUUCAAGCCCUGCAGUGGCUGUGACUGGGAAGAGAUAGGCGACGGCCUAGCAGCUCGGCGAUGGUAUGCCACUAAUCAUAUUCUGCCAGAUGGACGCCAGAUCGUCAUCGGCGGGAGAAGGCAGUUCAACUAUGAAUUUUAUCCCAAGACCAGCAGCGCAUCAAAUACAUAUAGUCUGCCAUUUCUGGCGCAAACCAACGACGCAAACAUAGAGAACAAUCUGUACCCAUUUGUUUUUCUUAACGUUGAUGGGAAUUUAUUCAUCUUCUCGAAUAAUCGAGCUGUUUUAUUGGACUAUGCAAGAAACAAGAUCGUGAAGACGUACCCGGCAAUACCGGGCGGCGAUCCGAGAUGUUAUCCGAGCACCGGCUCCGCAGUGUUGCUUCCACUCAAUCUGCAAGCGCAGUUUGUUGAAGCUGAAGUUUUGGUUUGUGGUGGAGCUCCCAAAGGGUCUUUCAGCCAGGCCGGAAAAGGAAACUUCGUCGGCGCAUUGAAUACCUGUGCACGCAUCAAGAUCACCGACAAGAAUCCACAGUGGGUGAUGGAGACAAUGCCUCGGGCCAGAGUCAUGGGUGACAUGAUUUUACUUCCAAACGGCAACGUCUUGAUAAUCAACGGCGCAGCGGCGGGGACAGCUGGAUGGGAAUACGGGCGAAACCCGGUCUUGAAUCCGGUUAUUUACCGGUCCAACAGCAAGCUGGGUUCACGGUUCGAGUUACAAAACCCGACAACUAUUCCCCGGAUGUACCAUUCAACGGCAAUUUUGCUUCGGGAUGGUCGGGUACUCGUCGGUGGUAGCAAUCCUCACAUAGGUUACGAAUUCAAUAACGUACUUUUCCCUACCGAAUUAAGACUAGAAGCAUUUUAUCCAUCUUAUUUGGACACACAAUUCUCGAAUUUGCGUCCACAAAUUCUGUCGCCUACUUCCCAAGCUAAGCUUAAGCAUGGCCAGAAAAUAGGAGUUAGAUUUUCAGUGGCGGGAAACCUAGCACAAAAUCUGGUAUCGGUAACCAUGGUGGCACCUUCUUUUACCACCCACUCCUUCUCCAUGAAUCAGAGGUUGCUGGUACUUAGUGCCGAGAAGGUGACAACUCUUGGGAAUUCUAGGUACGAGGUUCGGGUUACGACACCCGGUUCGGCUUAUCUUGCCCCGUCCGGAUAUUAUCUUUUCUUUGUGGUUCAUCAAGAUAUUCCUAGCCAGGGAAUUUGGGUCCAGAUUUAGUGAUAAAAAAUUAAAAGAUGAUUAUUAUUAUUAUUAUUAUAUAUUUUGUUUUA
This is a messenger RNA of Juglans regia (Persian walnut), 1866 nucleotides long. Its product is annotated as aldehyde oxidase GLOX1-like. The transcript has a single exon. Lineage: Eukaryota; Viridiplantae; Streptophyta; Magnoliopsida; Fagales; Juglandaceae. The record is from RefSeq and is a predicted model, not a curated record. Bases 182 to 1813 code for a protein of 543 amino acids.